UUUCAAUCUUUGAUAAGGGGACCUAACUGCAGCUACGAGUUUCAUACAGAUACCAAGAGCAUUUUUUCAUCCUACAUUAAUUGGACAAUAGAAGCUUAUCAAGACACUAGUUGUAUCAACAGAGGCUCUAAUAACGCCAAGGGGUCCCUUCGAGUUCUUCAAGUUUUCCAUUCAAACUCAUCAGCCAUGUCGUUGUCCUCCAACGAGCAGCUGGAGUUCAAACUGCUCACCAGGGACAAGGUGCAGGAGGCAUUGGACAUUCAAACUGAAACUAUGAAACAGGAAUGUCUGGCUAUUGGCUUUGGAAUGUUUGAAGAAGUUGGCGCAGCUGAAGAAAUGCGAAUGGUUUUUACAGAGAUCGUUAAAGACGGUUCUACGAUUAUGGCUGUUGACAGAGAAACGGAUCAACUGGCGGCGGUGGCGUUCAAUAAAAUACAUGCUCGACCAAGAGAAGGUGAAAAGGAUCAGCUGGAGAUCUUCAUGAAAGAGAAUCUGAAGCACCGAGCGUGCCAGGAGUUGGUCAACUUCCUUGAUAGCAUUCAGAUGAACGUGGACAUUUUCAAAAAUUACAACGCGAACGGGGCGAUAGAACUGUUUUAUCUCGGCACUGAUCCACGAUAUCAAGGCCGCGGGAUCGGCUCCCAAAUGGUACAAAAGUGCAUCGAGUUUGGCCGAGGGCUCUUGAACGGCACAAUGAAAAGGAGUUCGAUCGACGGAAGUAUCGGGAACGAACAGGUGCUUCCAGAAUUUAUAUACGGGGUAUUUGCUUCCAACUACAGUCAAAGGAUCGCUGAGACGAUUGGUUUCGAGGUUCUGCACGAGGUUCGAUACGAUGAUUACUCUUUUGCUGGUAAAAAAUUGUCCGAGAUGAUAGGGGACGUUCAUAGGUCGGCUAGGUUGCAAGGUCUCAAACUCUGAAUUGUCUGAAAUAGAUGUUAUAAUGUAAUGUGAAGUAUAAAAA
Molecule: messenger RNA, 961 nt
Organism: Osmia lignaria (orchard mason bee)
Lineage: Eukaryota; Metazoa; Arthropoda; Insecta; Hymenoptera; Megachilidae
Molecular function (GO): N-acetyltransferase activity
Source: RefSeq, a predicted model, not a curated record